AUGGGAAUGAUGUAUUAUAGCAUGGCUGCCUUAAAUGGCAACCUUGCCGACCAACUGCAGAAUCAGCUGUCGUACGCGAAUCUGCAGAAUGGCGUCGACAUUAAGCCGUUCGCACCUUCACCAUCCUACAAGCGAAUGGCACAACGACGGAAAGUCCCGGAAGGUGAGCUAUGCGCUGUGUGCUCAGAUCUUGCAACUGGUUAUCACUAUGGUGUAGCAAGUUGUAACGGCUGCAAGACCUUCUUUCGAAGGACUAUCGUCAGCGAGCAAACGUUCAUCUGUCAGUAUAACGGAAAUUGCGAUGUCAACAAGAACAUACGAUGUGCAUGUCGACAUUGUCGAUUCAACAAAUGUUUGGCAGUUGGAAUGGAUGCAAAAGCUAUUCAAAACGAUCGAGAUCGAAUAGGUCCAACAAAAAAAGCGAAAUUGAGCAGCGGUUCGGAUGAGGAUCAAGCGAUCACACCGCAUCGGAUGCAAGAUCAGGAAAUCGUUGAACAUUUGACUCAAGUUGAAGGAUUGUGUCAAGAAUUACGAAGAUGUAUUAUGCGGGAUGUGUCUACAGUUCAACAAGCUUUAUCCUCACCAUGUCUCCUCUUUGAAACGCAAGAAUUGACGAUCGAUCCGAGCACGGUAUUCAAGGAAUUGUAUCCAGCAUCAAUGAACGAUAUUCGUAUGUGGAAUAUUCGAGAGAUGAGGAUCUGUAUAGAAUGGGGUAAAACAUUCGACGCUUACCAACGGCUUACGCAUUUUGAUCAGUUUGCACUCGUGCGCAAUUUCGCCUUUGCAUUUAACCUCCUUAAUAGAGUUUUCUAUUCACCUGAUCAUGGACCGGAUAAAAUUGUAUUUCAAAAUGGUGCCUUUAUAAUGCGGCAACCACAACAACAGGUACAAUUAUCCGGUUGUCGGCCGAUAUAUACACGACAAAUGGAUGAAAUUAUGCUGCCGUUUCGACGGCUUCAACUCUCUGUAUCCGAAUUUGCAACGUUUAAAGCGGCCUUGUUUUUUAAUCCUGAUUCGCUAGAUUUAUCAAGUCGUGCGAAACCAGAUGUGUAUGAGGAACGAAACAAAUACCUUAGCGCUCUUUUCACAUGCAUUACCAAUAAACUCGGAUUAUCCGCUGGUGUACAAAAAUACGGGAGUCUGUUGAUGAUGACAGCUAGCAUACAGAAUAUUCUUGCACAAAAUGAAGAGAAUAUGCAAGUGAUGGAAUUGUUCAAAAAUUGGGAGGUGGACCCAUUUGUGAAAGAGUUAUGUAUGAAAAGAGCAUGA
Necator americanus (New World hookworm) is the source of this 1269-nucleotide messenger RNA. RefSeq lists its product as uncharacterized. Gene Ontology annotation, biological process: cell differentiation; anatomical structure development; regulation of transcription by RNA polymerase II. The transcript is spliced from 11 exons. NCBI's taxonomy places the organism in Eukaryota, Metazoa, Nematoda, Chromadorea, Rhabditida, Ancylostomatidae. Gene Ontology annotation, molecular function: nuclear receptor activity; RNA polymerase II cis-regulatory region sequence-specific DNA binding; zinc ion binding. The record is from RefSeq and is a predicted model, not a curated record. The coding region runs from base 1 to 1269 and encodes 422 amino acids.